Messenger RNA from Cydia fagiglandana, 2025 nucleotides. RefSeq lists its product as uncharacterized. The record is from RefSeq and is a predicted model, not a curated record. Lineage: Eukaryota; Metazoa; Arthropoda; Insecta; Lepidoptera; Tortricidae. The transcript has a single exon. Gene Ontology annotation, molecular function: RNA-DNA hybrid ribonuclease activity; nucleic acid binding. The coding region runs from base 1 to 2025 and encodes 674 amino acids.
AUGCUGGUUGCCAGGCUAAAGUCCCACCUAAUACCGAGGACCAGUGCCUGCCAAUACGGAUUCAUGCCGCAGCGCAGCACCGAGGACUCCCUCUAUACCCUUAUGCAGAGAAUUAACAAAAAACUAGGUGAAAAAAGGAUCAUCACGCUGAUCUCACUGGAUAUAGAGGGGGCCUUCGACAGCGCAUGGUGGCCUGCCAUCAGAGUCCGGCUGGCCGAGGAAAACUGCCCCGUUGGUCUGAGACAAAUGAUGGACAGUUACCUAAAGGACAGAAGCGUCACGGUGCGGUAUGCGGGUGAACAGCAUGGACUGGAGACCAGCAAAGGCUGUGUACAAGGGUCAAUAGCGGGUCCCAUCCUCUGGAAUCUACUGCUGGACCCACUCCUCAAAAGUCUCCAAGCCAGGGGCGACUACUGCCAGGCGUUCGCGGACGACGUGGCACUUGUGGUGGAUGGAAGCACCGCAAUGGAAAUUGAGGCCAAGGCCAACUCUGCUCUCGAACAUGCCCGGGAAUGGGGCGUCAGGAACAAAUUGAAGUUCGCACCGCACAAGACCAAUGCAAUGCUUAUUACACGAAAACUAAAGUACGACACCCCACGCCUGUGCAUGGGCGGGAUUAAUAUAGGGAUGGUCAAGGAAAUAAAAAUGUUAGGUGUUGUCAUCGACAACAAGCUCACUUUCAACGAACACGUCUCGAACGUCUGCAAAAAGGCAGUGGGUAUCCACAAGCAGCUCUCCAGAGCGGCAAAGGCAAGCUGGGGACUUCACCCCGAGGUUAUUAAGACCAUAUAUGUAGCGACAGUGGAGCCAAUAGUCCUGUACGCCGCAAGUGUAUGGGCCCCGGCCGCAACAAAAAUAAGUGUCCAGAAGCAGCUAGCAGCGGUCCAACGAGGAAUAGCACAGAAACUGUGCAAAGCGUACCGCACAGUCUCCCUCAACUCUGCGCUCAUCCUGGCCGGGAUUCUCCCACUCGACCUCAGAGUUCGAGAGGCGGCCUCGCUAUACGAAGCCAAAAGAGGUGUCCCCCAGCCGGGAUUGGGCGACUGGGAAGUGGAGAGAAUGGCUCCAGCCGCAGAAAUGCCACACCCCGCAGAACGCGAGGAGCUGAAACUAAUAAGCCUCGUUGACCAAAAUGAUGUCAACAAUCAUAGUAACUAUGAAGUGCGAAUUUACACGGACGGUAGUAAGAUAGGAGGUGGAGUCGGAGCCUCACUGUCUAUAUGGCGGGGGGAAGCCGAGAUAAAAGCCCGGAAACUAGCUCUACCUAAGUUCUGCACUGUCUACCAGGCGGAGCUUCUCGCAAUCUGUGUGGCAACAAGAGAAGUCAAGAACAGUAAAGCAAAUACGUUCGGGAUCUACAGCGACUCCAUGGCAGCCCUUCAAACCAUCCAGAACUACAGCUGCCUCCACCCUCUAGCAGUGGAAGCGAGAGAUAACAUAAGAACAAUAUCUCACCAAGGCAAAAUUAUCGCUUUGCAUUGGAUAAAAGCACACGCAGGGCUGGAAGGUAAUGAAAGGGCGGACGAACUCGCCAAGGGAGCGGCUGCGGACUCCAAACGUAAGCGUGACUACGAUCAAUGUCCGGUAUCAUUCGUGAAGCGAAAUAUCCGUAUGGCCACGCUUGACAAGUGGAAUUGGAGAUACACCACAGGUGAGACAGCAUCGAUAACAAAGCUGUUCUUCCCGGAUGCGGUAGCGGCUUACGGGACAGUCCGAAAAAUUGAAUUCACGAGUCCAGUGACACAAUUAAUGACAGGGCAUGGUGGAUUCUCCGAGUACUUACACAGAUUAAAGUGCAAGGAGAACCCAUCGUGCAUAUGUGAACCCGGCAGACCAGAGAGCAUUCCGCACCUAAUAGCGGAGUGCCCUCAGUUUAGCAUACAAAGGCACGAUACAGAAAAUAAAAUUGGGGAAGAGAUAAAAGUAGAAAAUAUUAGUAAAAUAAUGCAAAACAAGUAUAUUAGAGACACGUUUCUAGAAUAUUGUAAGAAAAUUGUAAAAAUAGUAAUAAAUAGAAAUAAGUAG